AACCUUCUUGCUCUUUCACCUUCUCAUUUUCCCUCUUUUCUCGCUUUUCCUCUUGCCUGCAUCCCCCAGAAAUUAAUUAUUUGUAAAAAAAACAAAAACACAAAUUUCCCUCCUUUUUCUACAUUCUAUUGAUUAACCUUGAAAAACAAUUAUACCCAAAUUGUUUUUCCUAUAAAUUAGAGGGUAAAGAUUGUGUCUUUGUGUUGUGUUUCUGUUUCUGGGACCCAGAAAUAAUGAAAAGGGAAGAACUUUUAGUUUUUUACUGAUUCUUUUGCACUCAGGUGAAUUUGGAGGAUUAUUGUUGUUUUAAGGUGGGGAAGUUAUGGUCGAAGUUUGUGAAGUUUGACUGUGGAAACAAACAAAUGGAUGAACCUUUGGGGACAGAGGGAUUAGUAUUUCUAAAGUGAGUUUGGUGAAAGUGAAAUGCGGAAUGAAGCAAUUAGGAUUGCUGUCGGGUUCUGAAACUGAAGCCGGUGACACGUCAUGGGCAACAGUGAAGGGGAGAAACCUACAAAAUCCAAUAAAACAGUUUCGCCACCUCGGGAGCAGAGCAGCGUCCAUGUAUAUCCUGAUUGGGCAACUGUUCAGACAUAUUACGGACCAGGAGCUUUGUCACCACCUUACUUGAAUCAAGCUGUUGCUUCUGGACAUGCCGCUCAUCCAUAUAUGUGGGCUCCACCACAGAUGAUGGCACCUUAUGGAUCUCCUUAUGCGGCAAUGUAUUCACAUGGAGGACUAUAUGGCCCUUCUGUUCCUAUGUGUAUGCAGGCUACGACUCCUUUAAGUUUAGAAACUCCAGGAAAAUCAUCUGGAAAAGAUAGUGGUUCUGGAAAGAUGAAUAGAAAAUCCGGUGUUCGUGCAGCAUCAGGCAACGGCAAUGCCAAUGCUGAGAGUGCUGGAGAUGGAGGUGUUCGUGGUCAGUCACAGAGCACGGACUGUGGAACUGAAGGUUCUUGCGAUAGAAGUGAUGACAGUACAGCAAGAGAGGACUAUAAUAGUAGAAGUUGUGAUGGGGUGUUGGACACAGGCACGUGUAAUACGCAGAUGAAUGAUGUAGUUCCAGGCAUCCCAAUUGCUUCUGUAAAACCUUUGACACCGGAGAUGAAUCAUUGCCCCAGUGCAAGACUUGAUGUAAAUGCAGUAAAUGCUGCUGCACCUUGUGCACCCAGGCCUUCUGGAGUCGGCUUACAGGAUGAAAGAGAGCUAAAGCGGGAAAAGAGAAAACAAUCCAAUCGAGAAUCUGCCAGAAGAUCGAGAUUGAGGAAGCAGGUUGAAAUGGAAGAGCUUGGUAAACAAGUUGAAUCGUUGAAUGUUGAGAAUAUGGCCCUUCAAUCUGAAAUUAACAAGUUAGAGGCAGAUUCAGAGAAGCUGAGAUCAGAAAAUGCUGCAAUAAUGGACAAGUUGAAAAAUAUGCAAGGACAAGGAAAUGAAAUGGGUUCUGAUAGGACAGAACAUCAAAAGAUGUCUCAUAUCAAUACCGAGAACUUGCUAUCUAGAUUAAGCAACGCAGUCUCGAAUGGAGUCCACUAGCAAGGCGAAGAAAAUGAGAAUCCGUGGAGAUCUUAGACAACUCGGGUUUUUUUUUUGGCAGAGACCUCACAGAUAGGUGCUGAUGAAGAGAACAUUUUGCUCUGUGUGUCCCAUGAAUUUUGACCUUAAAUUAUGGCUAACAGUUGCCACUGAAAUAGUUUGUACUAAAACAGAUUUCUUAGUUCUUAGAGUGUACAUAUUUGUAUAUUGUUUGCUCUCUUAGAUGUAAGUUAAUUUGUAAUUUUGUAUGCUAUCGAAUUGUCAUUUUGUAUGUGUAUCUAUAAUCUAAAUGAUGUUUUCUUCCA
This is a messenger RNA of Beta vulgaris subsp. vulgaris (sugar beet), 1835 nucleotides long. Its product is annotated as common plant regulatory factor 1. Gene Ontology annotation, cellular component: nucleus. Gene Ontology annotation, molecular function: DNA-binding transcription factor activity; sequence-specific DNA binding. The coding region runs from base 484 to 1530 and encodes 348 amino acids. The transcript is spliced from 13 exons. Gene Ontology annotation, biological process: regulation of DNA-templated transcription. NCBI's taxonomy places the organism in Eukaryota, Viridiplantae, Streptophyta, Magnoliopsida, Caryophyllales, Amaranthaceae. The record is from RefSeq and is a predicted model, not a curated record.